GCAUUAAUACGACAGGGACCUCCCUCUUGUUCAGUAUAGACUUGCUGUCAUCCUGUUCGCACCGUACUGAUCCAUCAGGCUUCAGUCUGCAAUGGCUGAAAAGGAGACCAAAAAAAAGAACAAAACAGUUGGCAAUGAAAAAAAUGUAGAGGGCGAAGCAGAUGGAGAGACUGCAACAGAGAAUUUGGAAUUUCCUGAGCUGGGGCCUUUUGAAACAAUUACAGGGCAACGCAUGCCAUCCGCUUUCUUCAAAUUCCAUUUCAAAAACGUAGAAUAUUCUUCAGGGCGGCACAAAACCUUUUUGUGCUACUCAGUAGAGAAACAGGGCAAGGAAUGUGAGAGGUCAGAGGGCUACGUGGAGGAUGAGCAUGCAGGCACACAUGCAGAAAAAGCCUUCUUCACAGAUAUCUUCACAGAGUGUGAUGGGAGCCUGAGCUACUCUAUUAUUUGGUACGUGUCCUCCAGCCCUUGCACGGUGUGUGCUGCCAAAAUCGCUGAGUACCUCAGCAAGUGCCCCAACGUGGAGCUCACCAUCUUCAUGGCACGCUUGUUCAUGUGGGAAGAGGCUGAAAUCCAUCAGGGCCUGCGGCAACUCCAAGCCGCUGGCUGCCGAUUGAGGAUCAUGAAGGGUCCAGAGUAUAAUUACUGCUGGAACACCUAUGUCGACAACGAGGGGGAGGCUUUCACACCUUGGGAAGACCUUCAAGACAGCUGCAUGUUCUAUGAAGAAAAACUACACGACAUUCUACAACAUGCCUAGAAGAAUAUGGGUGCUGUAUGCCAAUCACUUCAGUAGCCCAACAGGAUGCAGUGGGACAUCUGGGAAGAAGCAAAAGUCAUUUAUUGUAUUUCACUUGGACUGAACCGAAACGAUUUUCUUUAACAUCUCAUACAAUGUAACUUAAGAUUGUUGCCUCCAAUUUUAGUUCAUUGCAAGUAGUCCCUGUACCGUAGGAAAAAUGUUUUAGAUGUGCUGAUGCACUGUUAGUUCAAUAUAGGUCUGCCUCAAGUCUGUAUGUAUGUUCAAGUAGGUUAGAAUUUGGUAAUAAAAUAUUAUUUCACAUAUUGAGCAUCAAUCAUGUAGCAGAUAUUACAGCUGCCAAUAUAUACAGCUGCCAUUCAAUAUUUAAAAUAUGUUAGUCAUCAUUGACACUGUGUUUUACAAUAAAAUAUUGACUGUC
Molecule: messenger RNA, 1181 nt
Organism: Stegostoma tigrinum
Lineage: Eukaryota; Metazoa; Chordata; Chondrichthyes; Orectolobiformes; Stegostomatidae
Gene: apobec2a
Product: apolipoprotein B mRNA editing enzyme, catalytic polypeptide-like 2a
Exons: 3
Coding region: 92-760 (222 amino acids)
Biological process (GO): cytidine to uridine editing
Cellular component (GO): nucleus; cytoplasm
Molecular function (GO): cytidine deaminase activity; RNA binding
Source: RefSeq, a predicted model, not a curated record